Messenger RNA from Marasmius oreades (fairy-ring Marasmius), 2203 nucleotides. RefSeq lists its product as uncharacterized. Gene Ontology annotation, molecular function: phosphoprotein phosphatase activity. The transcript is spliced from 11 exons. Bases 100 to 2112 code for a protein of 670 amino acids. The record is from RefSeq and is a predicted model, not a curated record. Lineage: Eukaryota; Fungi; Basidiomycota; Agaricomycetes; Agaricales; Marasmiaceae. Gene Ontology annotation, cellular component: cytoplasm.
CACUGUUUCGCUAUCGUAUAGCUGUGACUUAGCUCCUCUCGAUUCUCCCGUACAACGACUUGACAACCAGUUUGGCUCCCUUCUUGGAAACAGACCGUGAUGGUCAACUAUACCUGUAACAGGCUUUUGCGCACUUUCAGGUCCACUUGUGCACCAUUAACAGUCAUUAUCUGUUUCUCCUGCCUCCUCACAUUCAUUUUUAUACUAUCUCAACCUUCACCGGGCCCAGGACUCAUACAAAGACUAGGCUGGCAAUCUUGGGAACUUGUAUCUACUCCAGAUGACUCAAAAGCGUCAUCGACUGCUAACCACACCGAUACGACGACCGACAAAGGGCAUGGUUCAAACGUACCAGAGGGAGUUGACUGGUGGGAUACGUCCACAGAGAGCGAAACGAUAGAUUACACAAGCUUACCACUGGACAAAUGGGCGCCACUGCUACCUCAUGAUACUGGUCUUUCUGAAAUCGCCGUUACGCAUUGCGUUUUCGACCCUGAUAGAGUACCCGAGGAACUUUGUUCCCCACCGACGACGAAAGAGUUGGAUGGGAUCCAUGGGAAGUGGGUUCGUGUUGACAGAAACGUGAAUUUGGAGACAGGGUAUUUUUCAGGAUAUCUAAACAUUUAUUACCGUCGGACGCGACGACAAGAUAUCAAUCUUAUUGCAAAUAUAACACUAUUGCCAGAAAACACGGAACCUUGGCCUGUUGAAGGAUGGAAGAGGGCAAGCACAUCACUGAGAACGGGUUGGCGAGCACCACCUCUCUAUCUUUGGUACUAUGCAGUCAAAACUGCAUCACAGAUGACUGCAGAAGAACGAGCGGACUUGAUCACUGAGAUGGAUGUUUUGUAUGGAGACGAUGUGCCUUGGUACGGAUUUGAGAAACUGGAUCCACCUACGUUGGCUGCAGAACCUGGUAAAGUAGAAAGCACUCGGAUCAUCAUUCGCCGUGGUGUUAAGAUCCCUCCCCGUGCUCCACCACUUCACUUUUCACGCGAUGGAAAAUUUAAGAUCCUACAAGUUGCAGAUCUUCAUUAUUCAGUCUCCGUGGGCAAGUGCCAGAACGUCCGCUUCUCCCCCUGUUCGGCAUCCGACAACCUCACCUCUACACUUCUCUCACGAAUCCUUGACGCGGAAAAACCCGAUCUGGUCGUCUUCACAGGUGACCAGCUCAAUGGUCAAGACACCUCAUGGGAUCCCAAAUCAGUUCUAGCGAAGUUUGCGAGGUCUGUCACGGACAGGAAAAUUCCAUGGGCAGCUGUCUUUGGUAACCAUGAUUCUGAGAUCGGUGCAAAUCGAGAGGAACAGAUGAAGUUGAUGCAGGCCUUGCCGUACAGUCUGGCGGAACGUGGUCCCAAAGAUAUUAGUGGAGUGGGAAAUUAUGUCUUGAAAGUGAAGAGUGCUGAUCCGUCCAAGACCCAUAUACUUACUCUCUACUUCCUUGACUCCGGUUCAUAUUCUAAGGGUGUAUUUGAUUGGUUGGGCUUCUUCAGGGGAACCGAAUAUGAUUGGAUUCAUCAAGAUCAGAUUGAUUGGUUCUUACAAGAGUCGAGCAGAAUCGACCCAAUUGAACGCCCCUUCCAUCCAGAUGGUGCUAAGGACCUUGGGAACGUAUGGAAGCGUCAAGACCAGAUCACACCAGACACCCGACGACUUGCCAAGCCGAAUGCGUUGAUGUUUUUCCACAUUCCUUUGCCAGAAGCCUAUAGCCGUGCAGACCGCGACCCUCGAACGAAUAGCCCUUUGGACAUCGGCAUCCACGGUAAUGAGCAGCAGGGAAGUGCCAAAGGCAACGACGGAUUCUUCGAGAAGGGCUUGUUGAAAGCUAUGGAAAGUGAUCAUGUCACGAGUUCUACGCUCGAAGUGAAGGCUGUCGCGAACGGCCAUUGCCAUAUCACCGAGAACUGCAGACGUGUGAAAGGGAUUUGGAUGUGUUUUGGUGGCGGUGGCUCCUACUCUGGCUACGGGAAGAUUGGAUUCGACCGAAGAUUCAGGGUGUAUGACAUCUCGAACUAUGGUGAAACGAUUACUACAUACAAAAGAACGGAAUCGGAAUCGGAUGAAGUGAUCAAUAAGCAGAUUCUUACUGGCCUUGGUGCCGUUCCUUUGUAGAGCUUACUUGGGGGAAAUUAAAUUUCCGGAGAGGACAUUGUACCUAUUAGUACUGUAUAGCGCGAGGAAUAUCAAUGCCAUGAAACACCGA